Saprolegnia parasitica CBS 223.65 is the source of this 2111-nucleotide messenger RNA. Its product is annotated as TKL protein kinase. Gene Ontology annotation, molecular function: ATP binding; protein binding; protein kinase activity. Gene Ontology annotation, biological process: protein phosphorylation. The record is from RefSeq and is a predicted model, not a curated record. The transcript is spliced from 10 exons. NCBI's taxonomy places the organism in Eukaryota, Oomycota, Saprolegniomycetes, Saprolegniales, Saprolegniaceae. The coding region runs from base 29 to 2092 and encodes 687 amino acids.
UCUUAUUGACAGCAGCGCCGUAGACAGGAUGAGCGUCGUGACGCUCAAGCCGUUCCCGACGGCGACGUUCACGGCGCAGUGCUUUGCGGACGCGGCCAAGAUCUCGCCCGGCUGCUUCGCCAAGGCCGGCGCCGACCUGAGCGAGUGGGUCGACGCAUGCACGAACCUCACGAUGGCCGUCGUGCUCGCCAACGCGGACAAGCGCGCAGCCCAGGACGAGCCGUGCUACGCGUCGCCGCCCAAGCUGCCGUUCGCGUACCUCGACUCGGUCACGCACUACGCCAAGACCAUCGAUAUGUCGGGCCAUGGCAUCGCGAGGCUGGGCAACAUGCAGCGUCGCUUUGACGUCGCCCUUAUCGUUGAAGACUUGUCGCUCGCCAAGAAUGCGCUCACUAGCAUGUCCAACGCGACGCCCUUUGCCGACUCGCUCAAGACACUGUCGCUCGCACACAACGAGAUUGCGUCGUUGACGCAGCUUGUGGCCUCGAACCUCAAGACUCUGAACCUGAGUGCGAACGCGUUAUCGACGCUGCCGCCCAACGCCUCGAGCCUCUUUCCCCCGCGACUCGAAGUGCUCGAUCUCUCGCACAACGCCAAGCUCCAGAGGCUCGACCACGUUCUGUUUCCGUCGACGCUCACCACCUUGUACCUCGACGGCAACGCGAUCGAGAGCCUGCAUCUGUGCAACUUUGUCGACCUCAAAACACUGUCGCUGGUGGACACCAAAAUUGCGCACUUGACCAUCUCGAUGGCGCAGUACAACACGGUCUUCCAGUCGCUCGACGUCAAGAGCAGUCUCAAAACAGAGGUCACGUCCAGCGACUGCACGAACGGGUCGCGUCAAAAGCUACCAAGCGGCAUCGCCGUGUGCGUCGACGGUCUCUCCGAGGGCUUGAGUGACACGGCGUAUGCACUCAUCGGUGUCGCCGUCGCCGUCGUCGUGGCGGGCCUGAGCCUCUUUGUGUACCGCCGGUACCGCCGGGCGCGGAAGAAGGGGCCAGCGUUCUCGUUCUCGGCGCUCGCGAAUCAAACCAACCGCGACAUGGCGUCCGCGCGGCCACUGCCACCGGCGCAUCAUAUGCUCGACAAGCACGGCGACCAGCAGAUCGGCCUCGGCGGGCGGCCGCGCGAGCUCACGGCGCUCGCCACCGGCGCCGACAAGGGCUCGGACAUUCGGUUUGAUCCAAACUUUCAGCGCUUCCGGAUCGACCACAAGGAGAUUGUGAUGCAGCAGACGAUCGCAUCGGGCGGCUUUGGGGUCGUGUACCUUGCGAGGUACCACUCGAUGGACGUGGCCGUCAAGCGCAUGCUGCCGUCGGCCGUCGAGGGCAACAGCGACGGCGUCCGCGAUUUUAUGGACGAAAUCCGACUCUGCGCGCAGCUCGACCACCCCCACAUUGUGCGCUUCAUCGGCGUCUCGUGGAGCACGCUCAAGGACCUCAGUGCAGUGCUCGAGUUCAUGCCCAACGGCGACCUCGCCACGCUCGUCCGCGCCAAGGACGACGACGACUCGCAGCGGUCGUCGGCCGCCCUCAAGCUCGUGUGGCCGGCGCAAACGUCUGUGAAAACGUACUCCAAGGUCCAAGUGCUCAGCGACGUGAUUGCGGGCCUGAGCUACCUCCAUGAGCUCCACGUGAUCCACCGCGACCUCAAGGCCAAGAACGUCCUCCUCGGCGCGCAGUUUGAAGCCAAGCUCAGCGACUUUGGCACGAGUCGCCAAGUCGUCAUGGAUGCGACCAUGACGGCCGAGAUUGGCACGAUUGCGUGGAUUGCGCCCGAGAUUCUCAAAGGCGACCGGUACAGUGAGAGCGCCGACAUGUACUCGUUCGGCGUCCUCCUCUCCGAAGUCGACACGGGCGAGAGUCCGUAUGGCAACGCUGUCUCGACCAACGGCACGGCGCUGCCCAAGCCCGUGAUCGCCAUGAUGGUCAUCGAAGGCGAGCUCCGACCGAGCUUCACGGACGAGUGCCCGCCCGAAGUGCUCUCGAUCGCACAGCGCUGCCUCGACAACGACCCGCGACAACGACCAAGCGCACUGGACGUCGGCCGCCUCCUCACCAUGAUGCUGCGGUCGCAGACGUACGCCAUGUGAUUAUGAACAACACAUCCUC